Molecule: messenger RNA, 5087 nt
Organism: Stegastes partitus (bicolor damselfish)
Lineage: Eukaryota; Metazoa; Chordata; Actinopteri; Pomacentridae
Product: arylsulfatase I-like
Exons: 11
Coding region: 221-2536 (771 amino acids)
Molecular function (GO): sulfuric ester hydrolase activity
Source: RefSeq, a predicted model, not a curated record
GCGGUGAGGACGCUCUCAGUGAAGGAAGGAAGGGUUUGUGGAAACUUGAGGACAUGCGGCGUCUUCUGCAAACUUUCCGCAAACCAAACUUUCUCCGAGCCGAAGAAGGAGCCGAGGUGUGAAGAAUGAACUGAAGCGAGGCGGAGAGGAAAAGCGGCGAGGCGGCGGACAAGAGCCGUUCACUCCCAUUGAUCCUUUAUCGAGGGCUCCUGCUGUAACGAUGCAGGCUGCUGCUGCUGCUGCUGCCGUGGCUCUGACUGCGCUGAGCGUCUUCCUCAGCCUGGACGGCCUGCUCGCUCAUCAGUCCCAACCAAACCAGAUGCAGCAGCAGAACGACAGAAACACUCAGAAUGAGGAGGCAGCUCAGGAGAAGAAGAACCAGCCGCACAUCAUAUUCAUCCUCACAGACGAUCAGGGUUUCAACGACAUCGGCUACCACAACCCGACCAUCAAGACUCCCACUCUGGACAAACUGGCAGCAGAAGGGGUUAAACUGGAAAACUACUACGUUCAGCCCAUCUGCACUCCGUCUCGCAGCCAGCUCAUCACCGGCAGAUAUCAGAUCCACACAGGAUUACAGCACUCCAUUAUCAGACCCAGCCAGCCCAGCUGUUUGCCCUCGCACAUGGACACUCUGCCCGAGAGGCUCCGCGAGGCUGGAUACGCCACGCACAUGGUCGGCAAGUGGCACCUGGGCUUCUACAGGAAAGCAUGUCUGCCCACCAGAAAAGGUUUUGACAGUUUCUUUGGUUCCUUAACAGGAAGUGUGGAUUACUACAGUUAUGGGUCCUGCGAUGGCCCGGGGUUGUGCGGCUACGAUCUUCAUGACGACGAGGGCGUGGCGUGGGGUCAGGAGGGGAAAUACUCCACCACGCUCUUCACGCAGCGAGCUCGCAAGAUCAUCGAGAGCCACGACCCCACCGACAGGCCGCUCUUCCUGCUGCUUUCCCUGCAGGCAGUCCACACUCCUCUACAGCCUCCCAAGUCCUACAUAUACCCCUACCGGGACAUGGCUAACGUCGCCAGGAGAAAGUUUGCCGCCAUGGUUUCCACAGUGGACGAGGCGGUCAGAAAUGUCACCUACGCCCUCAGAAAAUACGGAUAUUACCGAAACAGCGUAAUCAUCUACUCCACCGAUAAUGGGGCUCAGCCGUUCACAGGCGGGAGCAACUGGCCGCUACGAGGCCGUAAGGGCACAUAUUGGGAGGGUGGAGUCCGCGGAGUAGCGUUCGUCCACAGCCCUCUGCUGAGACGCAGGAGACGAGUUUCUAAAGAUCUUCUCCACAUCACUGACUGGUUCCCCACACUGGUCGGCCUGGCCGGAGGGAACAUCAGCCAGAGUCCCGGUCUGGAUGGUUUUGACGUCUGGCCCACCAUCAGCGAGGGGAAAGAGUCACCUCGACGCGAGAUCCUUCACAACAUUGACCCUCUGCACAAACCUCCUACUCAAACCAUGAGCUGGGAUGCCAGCAAAGAGAAACCUUUGGUGAGAACACCAAAAGGCACAGCACUGAAGAAGCCGAAGAAGAAGAAGGUUUUGAAGCAACAGCCCAAACAAAAGUCAGCAUUUAAGUUAAAGACCACCAAGAAACCUCGGACAUUUGCCCAGCAUGCUGCCAAAUCUAAAUCCAAGCCCCUUCCCAAAUCGAAGCUUAAGCCCCUUCCCAAAUCAAAACCCACAUCUAAAUCCAAGACCAAAGCUCACUCUCACCGCCAGACCCUUUCCCAUUACAUGCCAAAUCCGAAGAUUAGCUCCAGUGGUGCUCCGUCAGUGUCAGGAACAUCCCGCCCCAAAUCUCCGCCUCGAGGCCAAUCACAUUUGAAGACAAAAUCCAGGCGGACCACAACUCAGAACCAGAAUUUGUCACAGUUUGGACCAGCUCUGCCAAGAUCCAAGACUCAGCUCAAACUACAUUUCAAGGCAAAAUCCAGGCGGACACCAUUCCAGUACCAGAACAUUUCCCAGCCAGGAACACAGCUGCCCAAAUCCCAUCCAACUGCCUCUGUUGGUCUCCAGCCGGUGUGGGACACGUCUGUCCAGGCUGCCAUCAGAGUCGGAGACUGGAAGCUGCUAACAGGAGAUCCAGGUCACGGAGACUGGGUCCCUCCACAGGUGCUUCCAACCCUCCCUGGUCGCUGGUGGAACCUUGAACGCACCACGUUGCCUUUCUACAAAUCCUCCGCCCACAAAAACGUCUGGCUCUUCAACAUCACAGGCGACCCGUACGAGCGCCAUGACCUUGCAGACCAGAGGCCAGAUGUGGUCCAACUGCUGUUGGCGCGACUUGCCUACUACAACCAAACAGCAGUGCCAGUUUACUUUCCACCCGACGACCCCCGAGCCAACCCCAGCCGGCACGGAGGAGCCUGGGUGCCCUGGGCGGACGAAGGGGAGGACGAGGAGGGUAAAUAUCAAGGAGUGUACAAGAAAGGUAAGAACGUCAAGAAGAAGAGGAAGAAAAAGAAGUGCCGGCUGUGCAAACUGAAGUCGUUCUUUCUGAAACUGAACACCGGGAUGAUGUCAAAUCGCAUUUGAGGUGCCAACUCAGCCAGGUGAACGUUUUCAGUUAUGAAAGACUUCAAACUUUGAAAAAGGUUUUUACAUUGUUGGAUCUUUGUGCUCUUUAAGUUCAGCUGAAGUUAAUCUGUUACACAAACUUUCAGAGAUAUAUGACUUUUAUUUGUGUCAUUUUCACGUCAAAACUGUUGACUUUGUUUUUGUUUUUAAGAAGUGUAAAUCUCAAAAUUAAGAGUACAGAUAAAUAUAAGGACGUCUUGGUUUUAGAGGCAGCAUAUCUACUGUCCAAGAUGUGAUCUGAGGUGACGCUGACGGUCCAGCUGGAAUGUCAAGAUCGCUUCACUGAAAUUUAAAGGGUCAGUCCACUCAAAUUCUAAUCACGUAUUUGCUCAAAUAGUUGGAUGGAGGUAUGAGUUAAUGUAAAAAGAGGUUGGAAGUUUCUUAGAUGUCUGGCAUCUUGGAUGUGAACAGAUCUCUGUUGAGUUUAGAUACAAGGUGUGAUCAAAAAGUUUAGAGAGUUUGCCAAUAAAAAUCUGAAAGACUACCAGAUUUGGAAACACUCUCUGGAAGUCCCGUUCUGUGAGUCAAGCAGCAGGUACGAUGGCCGCUGCAUCUCCUAAAAUGUGUAGAAAUGGCAGCUUGGAUUUCAUUGUGGGGAGGAGGAGGAAGUCAUAAGGAGCCAAAUCUGGCAAGUAGGACAGGUGCUGGGUGACCAUUGUGAUGUUGUGGCCAAAAACUUUGCAUUGAAGCGCCCACAUACUAGUGGACCACAGCUCAGUUGGUUUGCUCCAGAUAUUUCCCGUCAGAUGCCUCAGGACAUGACUGCAUAACUGACAAACAUUCUGUGCACUAUCACGUGAAUGUUGGCGAAAAAAGAAAGCAUGCUCCUGACUUUUGGAAACUUUAGCCCUUCCACUGUGAAACUAUCUCUUCUACAGUGGUAGCCGCAGACCCACCUCUCGUCACCAGUCACGAUCCCAGACAUCAAGGUUGAAUCAUCCUGACAGAAUGUUUUCUACUCUGCACCAGUUUGUAGUUGAUGCAGAAAUCGCAAAAGGCUCCCACUUGUGAUCACAAAACCAUGGGUAACACAGGUUUCAUUGAUGAUGCAACGUCAUGCAGUCUCCUGGCACUCGACAGUGAUACAGGAUGAUACAGGAACAGUCCCAGAACUUUUUGAUCUUGCCAUGUAAUCGACAUUUAGUGAUCAUACUUGGCUAUAAAACAGUAGAAAACCUCAGCGAAUGAAACUGAAACAGUUAAGUUUAAAAAUCUGUAUAGCGAUUUGGAUGAACUGACCCUUUAGAGUUAGAAACACACCAGUGGCAUGCUGCUCAGAAACUGUUCUCUGAGUUUAAACCUGCUUGUGUCGGCUGUUUUGUUUUCUGUUACUUCAUUUUUAAUUUUUUGUCACAAACUGACAGAGUUCCUGGUACAAGAACUGACACUGUGCUGCAGUAAAAUGUAUUUUGACACUGUAAAUAUAGUUGAUUAAUUAUGUUGAACUUUGAGCAACCAGGAAGCCAGAAAUGUUUGAGGAAAGUGAUUUAGAAAAGUUUUAUGUUGUUUACACCUUUACUUCAGUCGCCCAAAUCAGGGUUUUUAAGCAGAUGUUUACUUAUGGCAUUGAAAAUGCAUGUCAAUGACAAUUCUAUAUAUCUCUCACCUUGUUGUUUUUCUUUGUACCAGUGUGCCAUAAACAAGGAAACAUUGGAAAGGAGUUUUAAUAUAUGUAUUUUUUAUAUUUUCACAGGGAUUCCAGAUGUGUUUCUGAUGUUUGUGGCGUGUUGGUUUUCUCUGUGCGUAUUGCUGUGGCUGAAACACGCCUCUUGAUACUGUGGUUGUUUGAAUGUACUGCCAAUGGCAAGCGUCUUAUAAUAACUCUGAAUUUAAAGUAUUACACGAUGUUUUGAAUUCACUACUGUGAGCAGCACAAACUGUCAUUCGAACGUGUUAUUUCACAGCUUACACACAAUAUCAGUAUAUUUUUUACAACACCGAGCGACAACAUGAAACCAAACUGGCUGAGAGUUUUAUUUGUUUUAAGGAAUAAUCACAAAAAUAUCUCAGUGUCAGAAAACACUGAAUUAAGGUAAGAAGGUGACGUUUUAGCAGGAAACUUAAAACACUCACUGCUCUGGUUUUACUGUCCCCUUAACACCUGUGUACCAGUCUGUCCAGUCCAAUAAACACACAGCCCAGUUCAAGCUGCAGUAAAUGUCACUCCCACCUGCUCAGAACGCUACCAGUUUCUUAUUAAUGUAAAAGAUCAGGAGGAUUUUCUGUUGUCAAUAAAAGCCAGAGUAUUCAGAAGACAGGAGGAGGAAGUAAGAAGUGUUUACCAGCAUCAGCAGCCUCUUUGAAGUCAGAUGUUGGUUUUCUCCCCUCGAGCAGGACACCUAGCCUCUAAAUAUUUCAGUGUAUUUGCUCAAUAACUAACAAACCACGACUGUGGCUGUUCUGCAACAGUGCACGGCAGUGUGAGCGCCGAGCCGAGCGCUCCUGAGAAAUGGUUUAAAUGGACGCUUGAUUUCUCCACCCUGAGUAAAUAAAGGUCAAGUAAAAUGAA